AUAACUGGUAACAUAAUAUACGUUUCCUCUUUGUUAUUUCUCUUCUUUUCGAGACAUGAAGGUGGAAGUAGGCGGAGUGUUGGAGGACGAAGAAUGUGGUUUGUUGGAGAGGCCCGUCGGGGCGGUGACGCAGGAGAGGUAUUAACAUGGUCUGUGUGUGACCCUCUCUGCGAUCCUCAUCCUUAUCAUGGCCAUCGAUCUGAUGGUGCUCGACAACAGCAAUUUGCAGAACGAGCUGUAGAGAGCUGCCUACCGCACUUACGUGGGCGACUUGUUCGAGGAAGGGGCGCAGAUGUCGCUUGAGGAAGUAGCCAAGUUCCAAGACGAAGGCCUUUUCGCUAGAUGGCUCAGUCACCCGGGACUAGGACUGGUUAGCACCGUUGGGCUCCCACGGGUAAGGUUACUCUUCGCUAAGGUCGGUUCCUGCCUCUACCCCGUUGGGGGAAAGCCUUGCGCCCGGAGGUUCGACUUCGAGGAGGACUUGUACCAGCAGGUAGAGCGGAGGAAGCAGUGGGACAAACCGGACAUACAGGACAUCCACUGCGUAAGCGUGGAUAAUGGCACUAUUGGCAUCAUCUACACCGAAGAUGCAGGUCUGGGCAACCUCCUCAGCAGUGCCUGCUUCAGGUGCCAGUACCCUCGCAACGGGUAUGUCCUCGAUAUACCUAAGCCAGACCUCAGACGGGAGACCUAUGGUCACUACCACAAGAUGUGUCUCUCCAGCGUGGGCAGUAAAGUGAUACAUUACUACUUGGACGAUACCACGCGACUCAUCCAGUACGACUUCACCGUCUACGACGAGAUGAGCGACGUGUAUGUCAGGGUGACGUUGGCCUUCGAAAACCUGGAUAUGCGUCAGUGGUGGUUCGUGUACAGCAUCGAGACGGCCUACUUCAGGGGGUUCUGUGGUCGCGGCAACUACCACGGCUUAUCUGACGACGCUAAGACUCUGCUCCUCCCACUCCUGACGAUCUUGCUGACGUGCUGCAUCGCCGGCUUCAUCGUCCGCCUGGCGAUGAUUACUCGACGCCCCUACGGCCGACACGCCUUCAAGCUGUUGCUGUGUGCAGCCGCCAUAGGGCUGUGCGCGUGCCGCGUGUACUUCAAUGUGGAGGCGGCGCUGCAGUUCGACAGCAUGGUGCAGCAGGCGUACAACGAGGCCCCGCCCGAGACACAAGCUAAGUUAACGACGAGGGAGUCACGGGCGGAGUACCUGAGAUCGCAAUUCCGCCACCUGCCCUUCGCCAGACUGGUCCAACACAACAGGUACGCGCGCGAGGCCGCAGUCGGGAUGCUCCUCCUGACGGUGCUCCAGAUCUGCCUCUACAACAACUACCACUGGAACAACGUCACAGUCAUCAUCGUCAGUGUGCGCCGCGCCGUCAGGUACGUCCUUGGCUUCCUCGUGUGCUUCUUCGUCGUCAAUUUCUUCUUCGCCGUAGUGGGGCACACGAUGUUCGGCAAGUGCAGCGCCUCCUUCAGCGAAAAGACUGUGGCCUACCUGCGGGUGUUUAGCUUCCAGCUUGUGGGGGGGCUGGAACACCAGGAUUUAGAGCGCUGUCGACCGGUCUGGGGACCUAUCUUCUACGUAGUCUCGGUCCUAGUCCUCUCCGUGGUGCUCUUCAACUUCACCUACGAGUAUAUGCUGGGAGUGAUGAGCGAGGUGCGACAGCAGAGGGCGCAGGAGGCGGCGCGGGGGCAGCAGCAGCUGCAGGUGGAGUACAUGGCAUGGCCUCUCACCAGGUGUGGUCGGCGCUACAAACUACCCAUGGACAGACUCCACCUCAUCUGGCUCUACGAUUUCCUUACCUCACGACCUCCCACACCAACCUGAUUCUUGUAUCUAGGCAGGGCAAGAAGUCAAGUCUUUUAUCUAGGCAGGGACAGAAGAAUCAAGUCCACUCCUUGAACUAAAGUAUCCACCGCGGAUCUGCCUCACAAUCAUGUGCACGAGUUCUCCUCUUACCUCUUUUUUUU
This is a messenger RNA of Cherax quadricarinatus, 1977 nucleotides long. Its product is annotated as polycystin-2. The record is from RefSeq and is a predicted model, not a curated record. Lineage: Eukaryota; Metazoa; Arthropoda; Malacostraca; Decapoda; Parastacidae.